AUGGAUGGAUGGAUAUUUGAACGCUGUUGGAAAUUUUUUUGUAAUAAUAAUUCUCCAGUGCCAGCUCAUCGAUGGUUCAGACAUAUUUCAGAAGCGGCGGACGCAUAUAAACACAAAGACAGUUUUGGUAGGAAUCGUAGAGUAGUCGAUCCGUCGGCGCCAUUACCGCAAUCGCCACCCGAUACAGAAUCUGCUGCAUACGAAUCGCCGGAAAAAACCAAAGAGCCUGAUGACAGUCACGACAGCGACAGAAUCAAAGAUGGUAACGAUUUGGAUACGUCAGGUACAAGUCAGGAAGGAGGAGAUUCUAAUCAAAGCAACGAUAGCACUCAUAAACAACAGUCUACAUUGUCAACUUCUCACCCUUCACCCUCAGCCAUAUCUCCAGAAACUUCCGAACACGGAAGAAAAUCUGUUGAUUCAUCUCCAUCUCAGAGGAGGAAAGUGGAACAGGUUAGAUUAAGCACGGUUACGAAUUCUUUGGUUCAGCCAUCGGAAGUUGUUGUUUCACUUAAGCCAGUUUUAACAGCCGAACCUGUUCUGACUCCUUUAGAACAAAUAAGGGUUAAAGAUGAAGAAAUCAGAAAGGCGUUACUGGCCAAACAGCAACUUGUUGCCGACAUUCUUCACGUUCCAAAAGAAGAAUUUCAAACGAUUGCCGAAAUGGCUGGCGAACCUUCCGUUGAUAGAGAAGCAGCCGAAUUGGUUUUAGCUGCAGUUAAUCAAGCUAACGAAUUGGCUGCCGCAGUUAACGAAGCACUUAAAGUAACAGAUGAGGAAGCAGUUACCUAUACGUCUGAAGUAAUGCCCGGAUACUCUACAAGAGGGGGUCGACGAAAGACAAGACUGCCUGGUGUACCUGCCCAAAAGUUACAAGGGAUAUCAAAUUCAUUAAAUUAUCAAUUAACGCAACUUUUGAAAAUUGUUAAAGAGAGAGAUGAAGAACGGGAAAUGUUGCGAAAAGAAUUACAAAAGUGCAGAGAACAAAUUCACGUCCUUCACGAAACUCACAGAGAUUCCCAAAAGAGUCCAUCGCAUUCCAGAUCGAACGAAGAGGGAGGAGGAGGAGAUGAAUUUGGUGAAAUUGCACGAGAACCAGUUACCGAUUCUAAUGAUAAUGACAACGAGGAUGAGGGAAAUAUAACACGAUACAAUCACGAUACCCAAGAUUCAAAUCCUGAAAAUUUGGAGGUAUUCGUUGAUGCGUUAUCGGGGGAUAUGGAGGUGUUAGAAGCCCAAUCGGAAGCGUCUGAAACCGAAGAGGAACCUCCUGUUUGA
Messenger RNA from Pediculus humanus corporis (human body louse), 1278 nucleotides. RefSeq lists its product as uncharacterized. The transcript is spliced from 9 exons. NCBI's taxonomy places the organism in Eukaryota, Metazoa, Arthropoda, Insecta, Psocodea, Pediculidae. The coding region runs from base 1 to 1278 and encodes 425 amino acids. The record is from RefSeq and is a predicted model, not a curated record.